Molecule: messenger RNA, 996 nt
Organism: Cyphellophora attinorum
Lineage: Eukaryota; Fungi; Ascomycota; Eurotiomycetes; Chaetothyriales; Cyphellophoraceae
Product: putative formaldehyde dehydrogenase AdhA
Exons: 5
Coding region: 1-996 (331 amino acids)
Molecular function (GO): oxidoreductase activity, acting on the CH-OH group of donors, NAD or NADP as acceptor; zinc ion binding
Source: RefSeq, a predicted model, not a curated record
AUGCCCACUUUCGAAGUCUUUCAAUCGACCAGCGAUGGACGGAUUACGCAACGUGAGACAACCAAACCCGACCUGACUGGCGACCAAGUCUUGGUCAAGAUAAGCGCGUCAGGUGUUUGCGGCACAGACCUUCACUAUAGGACUUCGGGGAUUGUUCUCGGCCAUGAGGGCGUUGGCACUGUCAUUGCGAUCGGUCCAAACUGCUCACAGCUCCAACUCGGCGUCCGCGUAGGCUGGGGCUACAUCCACGACUCGUGUGGGCACUGCCAAUCGUGCCUUGCGGGCCGAGAAGUCUACUGCCCGGAUGUCAAAAUGUACGGCCAGGACGAUCACGAUCAGGGUUCUUUCGCGCACCAGGCGGUCUGGCGCGAAGCAUUCUUGUUCGAGCUUCCAGAAGCGCUACAAGAUGCCGAGGCCGCGCCUCUGAUGUGCGCGGGUGCCACCAUAUGGAAUGCUAUCGAGACGUAUAACAUUCGUGGCGGUCAAUGCGUGGGUGUGAGUGGCGUCGGGGGCUUGGGUCAUUUGGCCAUUCAGUUCGCAGCCAAGCUUGGUUGCGAGGUGGUGGCCUUCUCCAGCACAGAGAGCAAGCGCGAGGAAGCGUUGAGACUAGGUGCGAAGCACUUUUUUGUCACCAAAGGCUCAGCCAAGCUUUCGGUGCCGAGAGAGCUUGACCAUCUCCUUGUCACCACUGGAGCUUUACCAGACUGGAACUCCAUGCUUCCUCUUCUUUCUGCAGAGGCAACAAUCUACCCUCUCACGGUUUCAUUCUCGAACAUCUCCAUACCGGCGUUCCCUUUCAUCGCGAAAGGACUGACUCUUCAGGGAUCGGUUGUGUCUCCACGUGGAGCGCAUAAAAGGAUGCUCAAGUUUGCGGCCUUUCAUGGCAUCAAGCCCGUGAUAGAGACAUUCCCUAUGACUGCAGAAGGGAUUGAAGAAGCACUGCAUAAGCUAGACGAAGGGAAGAUUCGAUACCGCGGUGUUUUGGUAGCCGAAUAA